Messenger RNA from Striga hermonthica, 630 nucleotides. The record is from the annotation of a GenBank genome assembly. Lineage: Eukaryota; Viridiplantae; Streptophyta; Magnoliopsida; Lamiales; Orobanchaceae.
AUGGACUGUUGCGUUUGCAGUGCCUUGCCUUAUAUUCUGAGGCCUCCAAGAAAUACAAUCUGUGGAGCUUGUUAUGAUGGAGCCAAAAGCAUAAUCACUCUAACUAACAAAUUCGACUGCGAAAAGGUCUCGGAUUGUAAACCGAGCAACAAUUUUUCUUCCUCAUCAAAUUCAGCAAAGGGAUUUGCGAACGCGUUAAAAUGGAUUAAGGAGAUGAAGGAAAUGGAAGAGAUGCAAAAUGAGAAGAUUAGUUAUUUGAGUGAGUUUGCAAUAGUUUUUAAGGAUCAAAUUCACACCGACAUCCAAGUCAAGCCCGGAAAAAACGAACCCUCUAUUCCCGCACAUCGAGCCUUACUGGCGGCAAGAUCGAGCAUUUUUCGGAACAUACUCGACUCGGACGAGUGCAAGGCCCCACCGAACCACACGAUAACUCUUCCCGAGCUUAACCACGAUGAGUUGGGUUCGCUCCUCGAGUUUCUAUACAGAGGGAGCCUCCCGAGAGAAAAAAUCGAGAGGCACGUUUAUACUUUAUCGGUUGCUGCAGAUAAGUACGAAAUCCCAUUUCUCAAGAGGAGAUUUAUUCUAGGAGAUUUGAUACCAUAUAGUAACACCUUUCUAGUUCUUAUAUAA